Molecule: messenger RNA, 1903 nt
Organism: Rosa rugosa (rugosa rose)
Lineage: Eukaryota; Viridiplantae; Streptophyta; Magnoliopsida; Rosales; Rosaceae
Product: homeobox-leucine zipper protein ROC2-like
Exons: 9
Coding region: 165-1673 (502 amino acids)
Molecular function (GO): lipid binding
Source: RefSeq, a predicted model, not a curated record
CUAGGUUUUCUCUGACUCUGACCAAGGGUCAAACCACUGACUCCUAUCCAAUUUGACUCGUCACAUUGGUUUAGGGUUUCUUGAAUCCAAGUCUACUUGAUUUCUUUGCAGGUCCACACCCAUUUGGGUCUGGGUCUGAAAAUCCAACUGCUACAAAUCCCAACAUGGACAUGGAACCGGUGUUUUAUGAGGCGUCGUCUUCGAAUGGAAUCGAGGAGCCAAAGGGUGUGCCCAAGUUUCUAGAAAUGCAGGAGUGCUAUAACAUAUGCAUGGCAGCUUACAAAGAGGUCAUGGCUAUGGCUGUGAAAGCAAACACUUGGGUUGUGGAGGUUCCACUGCUCGGUUCGAUUGAGGAACUCCAGCAGAUGUUCAGGGCUCCACCCUCUCCUGGUAUGGAGAUUGAGUAUUCCAUUGAGAGCGGUGUUGUUCCGAUUAAGCUAGAAAACGUGGUUGCUGCCAUGACAAAUGUGGAUGAAUGGGCUUCAGCCUUGAGCAACAUUGUUCAUCACAGAACUGAUGAAGUGCCAAGUGGUGUUAUGAGUAAUUUGGCGUGUAAUACACCACCACAUACCCGUGACAAUUUCAAGGGUGUAAAAACGAUAAAUGCUGAACUUCUCUUGCCCGUGCCAUGUAUGCCAACACGUAAAUUCAGUUUCGUCAGGUUUUUGAGGCAAGUCAUACCAGAUGUAUGGGCUGUUGUUGAUGUAUCGACUGACUAUUUUCCGCACAUUGACUCUACACUGAAAGUGAACUGUAAGAGAAGGCCUUCUGGGGUCAUCAUUAGGAGGCGUGAUGAUCAUUCUGAGGUUAUAUGGAUUGAGAAUAUGGAAGUACAGAAAUGCAAUGUCCAAGAUAGUAUAUACUCUGGAGUAAUCAAUUCAAACCUGGCAUUCGGAGCAAAGCGCUGGAUUAGUACAUUGUCAACCAAAGAAAAGCGGACCGAAAGUAGAUUUGUCACUCUUAGACUGCCUAAUAAUUUUUCUCAAGCAUUUUCAGUUCGUGUUGCUCUGCUGACAUUGACUAGAAGGUUGAAGAAGGCGUAUUUGAAUUACAUAACUGAGCAUCCAGAUGAAACUAAAUGGGAUUUACUAUCAGACACAGGAGUUCAGAUUUUGAAGGAUACUGAUGCAGAAGGAAAAGAUAAUUACAUGGCAGUGACUACCUUCCGAGUCAAAGCAACUCCGAGCACAGUUUUUAACUUUCUUGUCAAAAGGACUCGGGAAUUACAGUGGUCACAUUUAGAAGAGAUGGAAGAGCCUGAAGAAGUGAUAACGUUAGUCACGGACGAUGACAGCAACUGUAUUACUUUACAUGCAAAAUCAGUUAUGCAAACAGAGUCUGCAGAGAAUUUUGAAUAUGUGUUACAAGAGGCUUCCAGGGAUGAGUUUUGCUCUUUCAUUAUAGCAUCACCUAUCAGCCAGUCAGAAGUUAAUGGUGCUUUAGGGUUUGGAAAAUCAUCUUGUGCCUUAAGACCUUUUGGUUUUUCCAUAAUACCUGAUGGGUCUCGGGGACUCCUAUCCGGUGCUUCCCUUGUAACUAUGGCCUUCCAACGAGAGCUUGGCGCUGAUCUUGAAACUAGUGAAGUGAUUGAAGGAAUGAGCAAUCAUGUCAGCGAUAUUGUUGGAGCGAUAAAUGAAGCAUUUACAGUAGGGGAAGAAGCAACAGAGCUGUAGAGAAUUCUUGGAAAGAUAACAGAUGUUGGGAACCAGCUGAUCAUUGUGCAGUCCAUUCCUAAACUACUUUUCAGUUGUAAUUGUGAAACUUUCAACCUUUUGACGGUAUUCAAAAAUUACAGCGGUGAUAGAGAGCUGAGGUUCAAAUACAGUUAUAGUUAUAAGGUUCAAAUACAGUUCCAGUUAUGAGCUUCAAAUACAGUUCCAGUUAUUGAGUACGUGUGGCUUAU